AUGGAACUAAAGCCAUCUUAUAGCAACAGACCAUUCCCGAAAUUCAGCUUUCCGAAAAGAGAAGGAUUUUUCUCUGUGGACGAACGAAGAAAUUAUCACAAUUCAAUGUUCAAUCUUCGGUAUUUGAGUGCACCAAGGGAACUAAAUUUUUCCUUAAAUGAUGGAGAUGAUACUUACGUUGAGAAAUUAACAUCAGCUGAAGAUGAGAAAUUGUCCCAUUUGUUAACAUACAUCAUGAAUAAUAAAUCUGUGAUAUCGCGUGAAAAUGCUCCAGAAUUUGUUUGCUUUCGAGGAUUGCUCCGAAUGAUUAUGAGUACACCUUAUGACAACAGAGAAAGUUGGAUUGUAUUGGCAACAUAUUAUAAGAGAACAAUUUACUUAUGUGCUGCGGAAACUGAAUCAAAAAAGGCUGAGAAAAUGAGGAAGACUGCUCGAGAUGAAAUGUUUCGUCGUUAUGGCUUUAAAUUUGAAAACUUUGUUCUUUCAAGUCAUCCACACAAACCUCCUCCAGGUCAUACAAAACCAGUGAAUGAAUCAGAAGAAUUUUGUAUCAUGUUCAGUUCAAAGCUCAACGGUAAAAAACUUCUUUAUGGUGCUGAAAUUGACGGGUUAAUUGCCAAAGAGCCUUGCACAUCUUUAGAAUAUCUCCGGAAAGUUCCUUUAGUUGAAGUUAAAGUGAAAAGAAUAGAAAAUAAUGAACGACAACUUCAAAAUUUUUAUCGCUUUAAGUCUCGCAAUUGGUGGCUUCAAUCAUUUUUAGUUGGGAUUGACGCAAUUCAUGUUGGAUUACGAAAUGACGAUGGAAUUGUCGAAGGUUUAGAACAAAUUUCUUUGAAAGAUCUUUACAAUGAAGUUAAGAACAACGAUUACUGGAAUGGAGCUGUUUAACCAUAA
Messenger RNA from Clunio marinus, 894 nucleotides. Lineage: Eukaryota; Metazoa; Arthropoda; Insecta; Diptera; Chironomidae. The record is from the annotation of a GenBank genome assembly.